Messenger RNA from Pelodiscus sinensis (Chinese soft-shelled turtle), 2644 nucleotides. NCBI's taxonomy places the organism in Eukaryota, Metazoa, Chordata, Testudines, Trionychidae. The record is from RefSeq and is a predicted model, not a curated record.
UUUGUCUGUCUGUCUGGUCCCGCCUGUGCACCGCCCGCUCUGCAGGAGCAGCCUGGCUCCCUUCGUUUUGUUUGGCCCUGAGACGAGUCCCGGGGGGUUGCUGUCAUUUCAGAUCCCUUGUACGUGUUGUCCAGCGAAAAGGACCAUGCCCAGGCAAAGGUCCAGGCUCAUCUCACCUAUGACAGGACGAAAAAGGAGCCGAUUUUUAAAACUAUGUUUAGCAGCCUGAUCCAUUAUCCCUGGUACAAUCUGCGUUUGGAAGAAAAAUACCCCGUGCCCCCAUUUAUUGACCGAAGAUGGAGAGGCAGGGCCCAGCAGCGUCUAGAGGCUCUGCAGCAGCUUUCUAGAUCUCAACCUUCUCUUCAGAUUCCUCAGAUUGUGUAUGAAGAUCCUGAAAUUAAUGGAAGGAACCGCUACAAGUAUUUUGAACGACCUUUCAUCCCCUUUCAUAAGCCAUUUCCAUUAAACGUUGCUUAUGCAGUGGCAAAAACAGAGCCAUAUGUUUACCCAUCCAUCACCAGUGACAGAUCACGAUCCCCCACAUCACGAACUCUGGGUACACAGACAGAUUACCGGGAUGGUGAAGCUCAGACGGACCCGUAUUCCCCAGAAUAUGUAGUACCUCUGGGUUCAAUCCCUGAACUGUUGACACUUGCUACUCUCACUUGGGGAAGAGGUCUUCCAGCAGGCCAAGCUGAGGUGGAGAUGAUUGAACGUGCCCGGGAGAAACGUGCCUGGGAAGCAACGCUUCCACCACUUAGUGAUUUCUCACAAAUUGAAAAGAGAAGGAAGAUGAUGGAUGAUAUGGAGAGGAAGGAAUGGGCCUUUAGAGAACAGGAAAUAGAAAAAUUGCAAGAUGUUCGACUAGAAGUUUUAAAGAAGCUUUUGAGGAGACGAGAAGAGGAUCAGAAUGAGGUGGAUAUCAAUCGCUUGGAUGCUCACUGGUUUAACCGUCAGCGAGAUAAAGAAGAGAGAGUACAAAAAAUUAAACAUGAAUAUAUAAAAGCAAUGAGAAAGCUGAUAACUAAGGGGAAGAAUGUGGAGGGGAAGUUUGAGAGACGAGAUAUCAUCAGGGACUAUACCGAUUAUGCAUCGCAGCCUUAUGGACCUCUGUCUAGAAUUGGUUACUUUCCGGACAACCAUUCUGAACGUUAUUUAGUAAAAAACCGCUUUCUUAACACCUAUGAGGGGUUGCUGGAACUGGAGGCAUCUCUCCCAGACUCUGUAACUCAGCCCCAGACCAAAGCUCCGAAACCCAAGGCCAUCACUACUAAAGAAGGGUUUAUUAAGCGGACUGCUAGACUAGAUAUGGAACUGGCGCAGGUUCACCAGGCACUGCUAGAUAAGAAGAAUAAAGUUAAGGAGCCAAAGAAACCCCUUCGUUUUCUUCAGAAGAUAACAAAACUUGUUCCUCGGCCCCUAACUCCAACACUGCCAAGCCCAUCACUUAGAGAAGAGGAGUUCGAACUGGCAGUGAUCUUUUUGCAGAAGUUAAUCCGAGGCAGAGCUAUUCAGAACAUGAUGUUUGAAGGCAAAGAGAAGCGAUUGGAACUGAUCCGGGAACUGCGCACCACUCAUGCUCUUCAGGAGGAUGGGAAGCUGCUUAAGAGGGCAGAGAAGCAAGUCACAUUGGCCUUACAGCGACAACGCGACUUGCAUGAGCACAAGCUGUCACUGGUUGAAAAUCACUUGGCUCGGAUAGAAGGGAGGGCAUUAGUGAACAUGUUCGAUUUCCUGUCCAAAGAACUGGUGAGGCUUCAAGAAGAAAGGAAGAUCCAUGCUUUUGCCAUGCUGGCUGAGAGGCAACGGCGCAUCAGGGAAGCCGAGGAGAGUGGGCGCCGCCAGGUAGAAGAGAGACGUCGACGAGAAGAGGAUGAGAUCUUCAAACAGGUGGUUAAAGUGCACCAGAGUACUGUUGAUUCUUACCUGGAAGAUGUUAUUCUGAACAGCAUGGAGAACACAGCUGAAGAAAAAGCCAGGGAAGAGAUUCAGAAGGUGGCUGUGGAAAUCAAUGACAUCGCUUAUGAAAUGGAAAGCUGCCGAACUCACCUGCAAUCAGAAGAGAUUGUAGCAGAGUUGGUUUAUGGCUUCCUGAUACCUGAAGUUCAGAAAAUAGCUGUCAAGGAGAAAGUGAGGCAGUCUCAGCGGAAACACAUCAGUGCUGCUCAUCAGAUCAUUCACAGAAGCACAGACAUAGCAGUGGCUCAGAACUCUUCAGUGGAGGGACAGCAGGCACUGGGUAAUGGGGAAUCUGUGACCAAGACGCCAGGGAGUCCUCCUCCUGUCGCAGCCAGUUCUGCUGUCCAUGGAACAGCUGCUGAAGAGAGUGCGGCCGAAGUUACAGAGAGUUCUUAUGCUGUGCUCACCAGCCAAGUACAAUAUGAAACAGUGCAUGUAGAGACCCAGGCUGCUGUAGCCCCUGCAAAGAGAGAGGAGUCAGGGGGAGAAUAAAAGAGAAAUGAAAGAAUGACUUGGCUAAAUGUGCUUUGAAGAAGGAAAGCGGCUCAGCAACAAGGAGCAUGAGACCUCCUCCAUUUCUUCCGCAAAGAGGGGAAGAGAAGUCUUUGGGGAUGAUUUUUGUAUCUGAAAUACACUUAAUAGAUUUCUCCUGGUCUGCAGGAAUAAAGAUUGGGAAUAUUCUCUC